UUCAGGUUAGUGUAAAAAUGUCGGGCGAAUUGUCAAAAACUUUGUUUACAUCUCGCCCAGCCACGUGAAUUUUCAUAUCAAAAUUGCUGUGGUGGAUAAAUUAGAGAUAAGGAAUGAGCGUGAUGAAUAAGUCCAUGGAGAUUGCAAUAACGUGUGAUUUGAGUGGUGCACUGUUUACGUGCUGUGUGUGGGAUGCAAAAACAGGGAACCAUUUGAUGGUUUAUCGGGGUGGUGGAGCAGUCAAUCCGCGCUGUCUUGGGCUUCUGGACAACAAAUUCUUGAUCACAUCGGACGCCCACAAACCUCUGUUGCACAUUUGGCCGAUUAAUAGUCAGGAACAGGUGAAGAAUAAGCGUUUUGUGAUGCCGGGAUGUGUGUCAGCGUUGGCAGUAUCACCGGAUGGAUGUUUUAUUGUGGCAUCAGUGGCUGAGGUUGUCUAUGUGUGGCAUUUCCUGACCGGGAAGAUGGUAGCAUCACUGGGUAGGCAUUUCCAGAGCAUCACUGUUAUUAAAUUCCACCAGAAUGGUUCGCAUUUUGUGACGGGAGGACAGGAUGGGAUGGUGCUAGUGUGGCAAUUGGCACAGUGUGUGGAUCUCGAUAGGAGUGUGACCAUCGAGCCACUGUAUAAAUUCACACAUCACUCACUUCCAGUGCAAGACGUCCAUGUGGGUGUUGGGGCAUCAGGGACUCUGAUCUAUUCGGUAUCAAUGGAUAGGACGUGCAAAGUUUAUGAUUUCUCCAGUGGGAAUUUGGUGAUGGAUCUUGUGUUCCAGGAAUCCCUGACGGCCAUUACGGUGGAUAAGGCGGAAUCUAGGGCUGUGGUGGGUACAGUCGAAGGGCCCAUCUAUGAAGUUAAAUUGAAUUCACCGCCGAGAUCGAGGGAAAUUCAUAUGGAUUCAAAUGAUGUUAGGAGUGUUUUUAUGGGUCAUACGGGAUCCGUGACGUGCCUAUCCAUAUCACUGGAUGGUGUGACCCUGCUGUCAGGUGGUGAAGAUACCAAUGUAUGUGUCUGGCACAUUCCCACAAAACAACUCAUCCGGAUUAUAUCCCAUAAGGCAGCCGUGACCAAUGCUUUCUUCACCCUCACGCCUUGCACCAUGUUCGAUGAGGAUGUGGAGCAUCAGCUGGCCACAAAUAACUUCCAGCGCAUGAUGGAGACUGUGGAGAAAUUUGAGGAGUUGACAAUCGAUGUGGAAGCUCCUCCAACUGACCAUUUGGCUACUACCAAUCAGAAUGCCGCUUCGGCAUCUCAGCACACCGUCAGUGACAACAAUAGUUCCGGAGAUGCUCAACAGCAUGAGUAUUACAUACGACAGCUGCGAAAAAUCAAUACAGAUCUCUACAAGUACAUUGUUGAUAAUCAAUUGGGAAAAUAAAUUCCACAUUUAAAGCAUUUCCUGAAGCGGAAAA
Phlebotomus papatasi is the source of this 1410-nucleotide messenger RNA. Its product is annotated as WD repeat-containing protein 18. Bases 114 to 1376 code for a protein of 420 amino acids. Gene Ontology annotation, cellular component: nuclear pre-replicative complex. NCBI's taxonomy places the organism in Eukaryota, Metazoa, Arthropoda, Insecta, Diptera, Psychodidae. The record is from RefSeq and is a predicted model, not a curated record. The transcript has a single exon. Gene Ontology annotation, molecular function: protein binding. Gene Ontology annotation, biological process: DNA-templated DNA replication; rRNA processing.